Molecule: messenger RNA, 360 nt
Organism: Ostertagia ostertagi
Lineage: Eukaryota; Metazoa; Nematoda; Chromadorea; Rhabditida; Trichostrongylidae
Source: the annotation of a GenBank genome assembly
AUGAUCAACCAUUAUGAAAGUCGAGUUUCUGGUAGGUCCUACGAUGUAGAGUUUCAGAAGACGAAGGAAGCGAUAAAUCACUGGCUGAGCGACUACCCCUCAUUGCAGAGACUUAUGUACCCGUUUGUUCCUUAUGUGGGGUGUGCGUACAAAUAUUUCAACACUCGUCAAGGGCUGUUUAUUAAAAUAGCCUGCGCAUAUCCAAACAAACGACCCUGGUUGGGACCACUAAUUCCGGAACCAACAGGAUACUCAUGCCGAAAUGAUUGGGAUUGUAAAAGAUAUGGCUGGCAUUACAAUUGCGUGAUCAGCGUCGGUCUCUGUUUUGCUCCAUUUGAUACCGAAUACUGGUUCGCGUAA